UGGAUGUCAUAAAAUUUCAGCGCAUUCUCCAGUACGUUCACAACUACCAUCAAGAGGUGAAAAAAGUUAUAGACGCAGCCCGAGGUAGCUGGGAAAGGUUCGAAGAGGGAAUGCAGAGGAAGUACCGCCUGGGAGAUGGACUAUUGACCACUGCGGACCUUGAAGCAAUGAACAAGGAGGAUUUUACRACGAUAGGGGCCUUUGUUCAGGAGUUCAAGAAGAGGGCGCGGAAGGUCCAUGGGAUUUCAGAGGAGGCAAAGUGCGCCAUCUUCCUGGGACUACUCACGGCAUCAGAGGCCGUUGAGCUGACGAGACAUGGAGGGGGUAGCACCAAACUCACAUGGGCCACCAUUGACAGAUGGGUGGAAGUUGGAUGUUUAGACCAGGUGGAGCAACGUCAGGCACGCCUGCAAAGGCAGAAGAGAAAGGAAAGAGAUGCGACCGCUUCUGGGACCCCGGGGGUAACAAGGAUUGUUACAGACGUACUGGCACAGCUGGGGUAUGCGACAGAGCCGGUGGUGCAAAGGAGGGUAGUAACGGCUGUCCAAGUGAAGGGAAAGGAGCCGGUGAUAGAGGAGGUUGUUCAGGAGGAGCUCUUGGAAGAGGAAGAGCUGGUGCCGCAGCGCCUGACGAACGCCCAACGCAAAGGGAAUCAAGGCCAAGGGUACCCAGGCCAGGGGUAUCAAGGCCAGGGGGAUCAGGGAAGUCUGGGGUAUGGGAGACCCCGUUUUGACUGGAGGACGGCCAUCUGCCAGCACUGUGACCAGCAAGGCCACACCAUAAGGUUCUGUAACAUAAGACGGGAGGACGAGAGGAGCGGGAUGAUCUCCUCCACCAUGGAUGGGAACAUUUACGAUCAGUUUGGGGAGGCUAUUGACAGAAGGCUUGGAGGAGUGAGAGCGGAAGCCCAACGAAGGGCGGCAACUGGGCCGUCACCCCCUGCCACGAUCAAGCUAUGGCAGGAAAAGGAGGAACCACCGAUUGGGGUAGAGGAAGUGGGGAACGACGAGGAAGUGACUCAAGGACCACGUGGAGGAAGUAGGAGGGAAGAGCCCAUAAUCAUCGAAUCGGAUGAUGAAGACGAGGAAAGAAGGAUGAAAUCGCCAUCCGUCUUAUUGAGGAAGAUGGAGCACCUACUGAAGAAGGUGGGAAGGUACCUUCAGAAGUUGGUAGACCUCUGCGACGAAGUGAAGAGAUGGAGGUCUAACAUCCCCAAGGUGUUCCUCUAUGACUCCGUCCCGGAGUCAGCGAGUGGGCGACCCGAAGUAAAUGUGGUGGGGUCGUGCCCACAAUCGGGAAUGAUGGGGAGACCCCUCACCUCGCAGGCCCGGCUGGCACAAGCAGCGCGAACGAGGAAUCAAGCCAAGGCCAGUGCCAGCCAAGAGCCUCCGAGGAGGGAGCCCGAACCGGGGAAAAGAAAGGAGGCUGUGGAAGUGGAGGAUGACGACAAUGAGGAGGAAGAGGACGAGAGGCUACGCAGAGAAGAGGAUCAGAAAGCGGAGCAGCGGGCAAGGCAAAAGGGAGCCAGGGGAGAGGUCGAGCCGGUCGUGUGUGACGGACCGCCCAAAAGGAAGAAGUAUGCGGUUCAGUUGGAGGAGAGGGUUGACGUGGAGAGAGUGAUCGAUCGGCUGCUAGAAAGGCAUAAUGACUUCGUGACUCUGAAGGAAAUCCUGGCGUCAGCCCCGCGACUCCGCGAUGAAUUGAAAGGGAGGUUGUCACGGCGCUUGGUGUCCAACGUCCAUCUAGGCACGAUUCUGCCCAAGGAGGGAGAGUGGGCGGAGUCAGGCACGAAGAUGGAUUGGAAGUGCGUGGCCUGCGACACGGUGGAUUUAGUGGUGAAGGGCUCCAAGUGUGCAACAAUGGUGGACACCGGGGCGGAAAUGAACAUCAUCCGGGAGGCGGAUGCUAUCAGAUUCGGGCUAGACAUAGACCGAUAUGAAUGCGGUAUUUUGCACGGGGCCAGCUGCAAGGCCGUGUUUUGUGGGAGAGCGUCGAAUGUACUCAUCGAGGUUGGAAACGUGAAGGCCCGAGCUUGCUUCUUGAUCAUGUCGGACGUGGACCAUGGGAUCCUCCUAGGGAGGAACCGGCCCAACCCGGGAUCCUUCACGAUCGAAGAAUCGGAAGGCGAGCGUAGAAGACUUCGGGCGGAGCCGGAAGGAGAAGAAGAGGUGAAAGCAUUUUCCCUUAGCCUAUCGGACAUCGGAAAGGUCAUGGAUUUAGUGGCCGCACAUGAGAUGGCGGAUCCGGAUGCCAUCCAGGACUUGAGGGAGCAAGUUCUGGAAUGCCCUGAGGCUGGGAGAUUUGAGCUGGUGUACCGUCUUCCAGAUGGAAGAAAGAACCCCGCGUCCUCGCAGGCGGUAUCUUUAGUUAGCCCCCAUAUCACCAUCGACGAUUUGACGGUGAAGGGGCCGGCAAUAAAGGAGAGCGACGAGGUGUUGCCAGGGGUAAGGCGCUUUGUUUCGAAGCACAUCGAGGACCUCGAUAAAGUCCUGAGUCUGCUUGAGGAGCACAACCUCACGGCGAGCGGGGCCAAAUCCAGACACUGCAUGAGGGAAGCGACUAUCUUGGGGUUCGUCUGCAGCGAGAAGGGACGAAGGCCAGAUGUGAAGAAGACGGACAAGAUUACUGAGUGGCCAGUUUUGUUCCACUCAAUAACUGAUGUCCGAAGCUUUCUUGAGAGAAACUACUCUCAGUUCAAAAGGGAGACUCUUGCUGUCCUCCACUGUCUACGGAUCUUCCGGAACUACAUCUUCGGCAGGAGGUUUAUUUUGAGAGUGGACCCAACCGCCCUGACCUACUCUCUAAGGAAUUACGUUCCAUCGGAUCCGAUGGUUGCCAGAUGGCUGACGUACAUCUGGAUGUUUAACUUCGAGUUGGAGCGUAUUCCUGGUAGCAAGAACCAGGCGGAUGGGCUGAGUCGUAUCAACUGGGAUAACCAGGAAGGAGAGGCGGUGGAGAAUACGCCCCCAGUUGAUGGAUUCCUGGAUCAGGAGGAAGAUGUCCGUCUCCAUAUCAACAACUGGUCGCUGCGAGUGCCUAGCUGUGUGGGCUAUCCUAUUUGGCAAGCGCCGAUCGGAUAUGAAAGGAGGGCAGAGCUAGUCCUCAAACCCUUUGAAGAAGAAGAUCCUUGGGGAGGGAAUGUGGACGAAGUGUCCGAGAGCCAGGACGACGAGUUCGAGGAGGGGGAGAUUAAGGAGACCUUUCAUGCGGAGGAGUAUGAUGGGAUCUAUCUAGAGUUGGGGCUUCUCUUGUCUUGCGAGAUGCGGCUCAGGGAUGCAGCGCUACUUAGUGCAAGAUGGCCACCUCUUCGUAAAAAGAGAAAUGGGGAAUCCCAGGAGAGUCGUCUGCGGUCUGACUUUACGAAGACAACCAUGCCAAAAGGAGGAAAGGGAACACGGCCGCCUCAGAGGCCGUUGGGAGCAUUAGGAGGAUAUGAGCGGCAUGGGCUUCGCCAUCGAGAUAGUACUCCGGUGUACGAUGAUGGGGACAUCGAGCUAUUCCUGGACUACUUCUGGGAUCAUGCGAGGCGUAUGGGCUGGACCGUGGCCCAGGCGAUUGAGAGACUGAGGGGAGCAGGCAGAUUCGAGGAGCCCGUCGUGCGGAUCCGUAGGGAGGCGACGACGAGAUCAGAGGUGGAGUGGAGGAUGCAGGAGCUGCGACCCUCGCCUGUGGGACCUGAUGGCACGCCGAUCCACCUGGAGAUUGGAAAUGCGUCGGAUUUCAUCCCCGCGUUUGAGUGGUUCAUGCAAGGGCAGGGUAUACUGAGAGAUGAUUGGAUGCAGACUCUACCACUCUGGACCAGGAAGGCGGAAAGGCCACUGGCUAGCCAAGUCAGAAGCAUGGCCCGGGACUGGGAGAGCUGCAGGGCACAUCUGAGAGAGGCCUUUCGACAGCCAGAGCCCCCUCAGCCCAGAGUUGAGAGGCGUCAGAGGAGUCAGAGGCAGAGGGACCCUGAGCCAAGGGAGGCGAGACCAUCUCGAGGAGGACGAAAGGCCCUAGCUAGGAGAGAGGAGGAGCCAAAGGCUGAGGAGCGAGGCGCGUACCCUGAGUGUGGGUUGGGACCAGUGGAGUUCCAUCGUUUUGCCGAAGGUGAAUUGAGGAGGUCGCCAACACGCACACCGGAGGGUCCAGCGUCUGAGGAGCCUUUGAGGGAGUUGGAGGCGCACUUGGAUAUCUCUCAGUGGAGAGCGUCGCCCCGGGGUGAGGAGCGUGGAGAGCAGGCAGAGGAGGUGCCACGAGAGGAGGUGCCGCAGGAGGAGGUCCAGGAUACUCGGCGAGAGAGAGGGCUGGACGAUGAGGGGAGACGUGCAGGGAAGGAAGUAAUAGAGGUUGGAGAGGACACGCCCCCUCAGACGCCAGCGACACCUAGCAGCUCAUGCCUGGAGCACCCAGACCUGGAAGAGCCAACACCUGUAGAGCCGCGCCAGGAGCCGUGCCAGCCCGAGAAGGAGAUAGAGGCAGAGAUCCCGAAGAGGGUUGACCUCCGAACGAGGGAUAGGGCGCCAGCUGGAGGGACAGCAGAGGAAAAGAGGGCGAGAAGAACCAGGAGGAUAGACGAGAUAUGGCAAGAGAGGCAGAGGUUGGAAGCAGUGGGGGAGCUUCCGGAGCAGCAGCAGGAGAGGCAAAGAUCAGAGGCAGCAGGACCACUCCCAGGUCAGCCACCUGCCGCGCCAGCGAGGGCCCCGGAGAUCCCUGAGAUGUGGAGGGACUUCUGGGAGUAGAGAGGAGAGGAGCUUCCUUCGCCAGUCAGAGCCGGGCUUGGGGUGGCAAGGAAGGCAGAAGAAAGGUUGGAUCGCAAAAUCAAGUUCCUGGCCAAGG
Molecule: messenger RNA, 4818 nt
Organism: Chara braunii
Lineage: Eukaryota; Viridiplantae; Streptophyta; Charophyceae; Charales; Characeae
Source: the annotation of a GenBank genome assembly